Prunus avium (sweet cherry) is the source of this 1278-nucleotide messenger RNA. NCBI's taxonomy places the organism in Eukaryota, Viridiplantae, Streptophyta, Magnoliopsida, Rosales, Rosaceae. The record is from RefSeq and is a predicted model, not a curated record.
AUGGCUACUCAUUCUCAGUGUUUUUGGGGCCUAUACCUUGCCCUUUCACUUUAUUUUAUUCACUCAAGUUCCACACCUCAUGUGUAUAUAGUUUAUUUGGGGCACAGCCUUAAUGUUCACGAUCCUCAUCUCGCUUCCAAACAUCAUCUUCAACUCCUUUCCAAAGUUUUUGCAAGUGAAGAAGAUGUUAGGCAAUCCAUGCUUUAUAGCUACAAGCACAGUUUCUCAGGGUUUUCAGCAAAGCUCAAUUCAUCUCAAGCAACCACCUUGGCUAAGAUGGAAGAAGUGAUUUCAGUUUUUAGAAGCAAGACACUGAGGUUGCACACAACAAGAAGUUGGGACUUCUUGGGCCUUACCUUAAGCAGCAGUAGCAGUACUAGUACUGCAGGGACUCCACUGCAACUAGCCUAUGGUGAAGACAUCAUUGUUGGGAUAUUUGACACAGGUAUAUGGCCUGAAUCAGAUAGCUUCCGAGAAGAGCCCCGGAUGAGGCCUAUCCCCUCAACUUGGAAGGGAAGGUGUGUUAAAGGAGAAAUGUUUGAGCCAGCAAAAGCAUGCAACAGGAAGCUAAUUGGUGCUCGUUACUACCUCAGAGGUUUUGAAGAAGAAUACGGGCCACUAAACACGAGUGGCAAUCCAGAAUAUCGAUCGGCUAGAGAUUUUCUAGGUCAUGGAACACACACAGCCUCAACAGCAGUGGGUUCAAUAGUGAAAAACAAUGCAAGUUUCUUUGGUUUGGGGCAGGGAACUGCCAGGGGAGGAGCACCGAGGGCUCGUCUAGCAGUGUACAAAGUUUGUUGGGGAAAGGAUUAUGAUGGGAAGUGCUCUGAAGCAGACAUCCUUGCAGGUUUUGAUGAUGCUUUGCAUGAUAGAGUUCAUGUAAUCUCCGCAUCGUUUGGAUCAAAACUGCCAUUGUUACCGCUGUUUGUAUCGGAAGCUGCAAUUGGUUCAUUCCAUGCAAUGCAAUUAGGUGUUACUGUGGUGUUCUCUGCAGGUAAUGAAGGGCCAGAUCCAUCACAGGUCACAAAUGUUGCUCCAUGGGGAAUUUGUGUAGCUGCUUCCUCUGUUGAUAGAAUGUUUCCAACCCGGAUAACCUUGGAUAAUAAGCUCUCUGUCAUGGGAGAAAGCUUUAUCAUCACACCUAUUAAGGCAAAAUUGGCAGAUGCGACCACAUAUUUUGUUAGUGGGGUUUGCAGGCCAGAAAAGGGCCGACUUGACAAUCUUCCAAGCCCACUUAAUCGGUUCACGCAAAAAGGAAACAAAAAUAGGACUCCUUAA